This is a messenger RNA of Mastomys coucha (southern multimammate mouse), 718 nucleotides long. It is a transcript of the gene Mrpl14, whose product is annotated as mitochondrial ribosomal protein L14. The coding region runs from base 191 to 628 and encodes 145 amino acids. The record is from RefSeq and is a predicted model, not a curated record. NCBI's taxonomy places the organism in Eukaryota, Metazoa, Chordata, Mammalia, Rodentia, Muridae. Gene Ontology annotation, molecular function: structural constituent of ribosome. The transcript is spliced from 3 exons. Gene Ontology annotation, cellular component: mitochondrion; ribosome. Gene Ontology annotation, biological process: translation.
GGCACGCCCCCACACCGCACACGUAGAAAGUGCGCGCGCACUCAGUGAGCGCCGCUGGCGCGCAGGCGCGGCGCACGGGGCGGGGCCUCGCGAGCGGGGUCCGAGGCGGGAGAUUCCCAGGCGGUCAACGCGGUCCCCAGAGCAAACAGUCUCUGCCCCCUUUCCUGCAGCUUUGCCGUCUUGGGAUCCCAUGGCUGUCCUCACUGGGCUCUGGGGCUCUGCCGCCCAUGUCAGCAGAGCAUUCAGCCAGCGCUGCUUCAGCACCUCUGGAAGCCUCAGGGCAAUCCAGAAGAUGACUCGGGUCCGUGUGGUGGACAAUAGUGCCCUGGGCAACACGCCAUACCAUCGGCCUCCGAGAUGCAUCCACGUCUAUAACAAGAGUGGAGUGGGCAAGGUGGGCGACCAGAUCCUGCUGGCCAUCAGGGGGCAGAAGAAGAAAGCCCUCAUCGUGGGGCACUGCAUGCCUGGGUCCCGAAUGACUCCAAGGUUUGACUCCAACAACGUGGUCCUCAUUGAGGACAAUGGCAACCCCGUGGGGACUCGGAUUAAAAUCCCUAUCCCCACCAGCCUUCGCAAGAAGGAAGGGGAGUAUUCCAAGGUGCUGGCCAUCGCUCAGAACUUUGUGUGAGCAGAGCGGCUCUGAGCUGAGCAACCAUUCCCUCCACACUGGUGACAGUGGCCUGGAACAGAAUAAAUGUUUUAAGGUGUGUUUUCUUCC